Messenger RNA from Racocetra persica, 226 nucleotides. The record is from the annotation of a GenBank genome assembly. Lineage: Eukaryota; Fungi; Glomeromycota; Glomeromycetes; Diversisporales; Gigasporaceae.
UAAUAAAGCCAGCUCUAGUAAAAAUAACUUAUCUCAUUCUGAAACAGAAAUCGAUAAACCUGAUCUAAAUUUAGAAAAGUUUAUAGAUUUGUUUAAGAAAUUAGCUAUAGAAACUAAUUUAUCCAGUUCUGAUUCAGAAUCCACGGGUUCAGACUGGUACGAUCUUGAUCUAAAAAAACCCGAAAGAACGCAUCUAUAUUACAAAGAAAAAGUUUAUCUUUCCUAG